This is a messenger RNA of Leptosia nina, 1398 nucleotides long. Lineage: Eukaryota; Metazoa; Arthropoda; Insecta; Lepidoptera; Pieridae. The record is from the annotation of a GenBank genome assembly.
AUGCCAACUUAUCCCGGGAGGAUACCUUUAUUGGGGAAUUUAUCUGUGCUUACCAAUGAUCCAAUAGAAACGUGGGAACAAAUAAAAAAGGUGACAAAAUUCUGUUACGAUAACGGAAAUGUUGUUGUGUUCUAUGUAGGAAUGAUACCAAUAUAUGUCGUCACUGACCCCGAUGACUGCAACACAGUACUAAGUUCCUGCAUGCACAAGCCCGGGGUUUUGAAGAGUUGUGGAAAACGCUUUCUCGGGAACGGUCUACUUGUUGGCCCAGUGGCCGUGUGGAAGGACCACCGAAAACUCAUAAACCCGACAUUCAACCAACAAGUAUUAGAUGGUUUUAUAAGCAUCUUCAACGCCCAAAGCAGACGCCUGGUUGAUAGCUGGAAGAGUCGAGUUGAGAAAGGAGCCUUUGAUCAGUUACAUUGCUUAGAGAAGAAUACUUUGGAAACUAUUUGCUUGACAACCGCCGGUGUGGACAUCACUGAGCAGAGCGAUUUUAACGAUAAAUGCUUACAAGCGUUCCGGGCCGUUCUUAGCGUUAUAAUAAAGAGGGGUAAAAAUCCUCUCCUAUACUUCGACACUUUAUACGAUUUGACAAAUCUUAAGAAAAUUGAGGACUCCCAUGUGAAAAUUACGCGUGCAUUGGCUGACAAGGUUUUACAACAAAACAAUGAGAAUCGGAAUUCGGGCGCCGAUAUUGACGUUUAUAACAACAAUAAUAAUACAGAGAGUAAAUUUAAACCGUUUUUACAACGUCUCUUGGACUACAAAAGCACUCUCAGCGAUGAAGAUAUACAAGAUGAAAUGAACAACAUUAUUGUGACAGGAUUCGAAACCAGUUCAGCAGUUGUAACAUUUGCUUUACUUUUGUUGGGAACAUAUUCACACAUGCAAGAGAAGUGUCUAGACGAAAUCCGAGAAGUAUUUGGCGAUUCUGACAGAGAUGUAGAUAAAAGCGAUUUACCGCGAUUAAAAUAUCUAGAAGCAGUACUCAAGGAGACACUAAGAUUAUGCCCAGUUGCACCUAUUACGGCAAGGAUUAUAACACAUGAUCUUCAGCUAAAAAAUACUGUGCUUCGAAAAGGUCACAUUUGCGUGACUUCUUUAUAUGGAGCGAUGGUCAACCCUCAUAUCUGGGGGCCAGAUUUCGAUAAAUUUGUACCCGAAAGAUGGCUGAACCCCAAUCUCUUGCCAAAGAACCCGAAUGCGUUUGCAGCUUUCGGAUACGGUAGAAGAAAUUGCAUUGGUAAAGUAUACGCAGUCAUGACUAUGAAAGUGUCACUGGUACAUAUCCUUCGCACGUACCGAGUUCACGGAAACUACGACAAUAUGUUCUUCAAAAACCAGGCCAUCAACAAGCCUGGUUGCGGAUACGAAAUUAGCUUAGAACUAAGAUAA